UAGUGUUGCAUAAUGUCGAAAAAGGGUGAAAGGUCAGAGGUCAAAACAUGGCAAGCAGUAGAAAGGCAAUCCAAAUUUAUAAAAUCCUAUUACGUGAGAGCAGGAAAUUCAAAUCAUAUAAUUACAGGGAAUAUGCUGUAAGGAGAGUAAGAGAUGCUUUCAAAGAACACAAAAAUGAACAAGAUCCAAAGAAAAUCACUUCUUUACUGAAAUCAGCAGAGGAAAAUUUGGAUAUAAUAAGACGACAGGUUUUGAUAGGAGAGAUGUACAGUGAAGGUAGUCUCAUCAUAGAAUCACAGUUUAAGCAUACCACUUGACAGCCACAUCAGAUUUCUCCACCAGUAUUCAGAUCUGUACCGUGAAUGAUGUUUUGUCAUUUGAUCCUGUGAUACUUAUUACGUGUAAUGCAUGCAUUCUUUAUUAUUAAAGACAAGGCAUGUGCUUGUUUCAUCGUUGGCCUAAUUUGACACCAUUGAUAUUAUGCUGGCAAAUUUCAAACUCUGUAAAUAUAUUUUUGUGGCAAUGUCUUUGAUUUUUUGUGGAGAGGUCAUUCACAAAUGUUUAUUAUUAUCAUUCAUGCUGUAAUGGAAAUGCCCUUGAAUUUUUUUUUACCACAAUGUACUACCACCUAGAGGAACUGUAUUUCACAACAAUGCUCUUCAUAUUUCGUGUGGGUAUACAAAUAAUCGUAUUGGCAUCAUAUUAAGCAUUUGAUGCAACAAUUUUUGCGAAUUCUCUUGUCAGCAUGUUUGUUAUAAUUAUCAUGAAGUAAAUUAAUUAAAGAAUAAUCAUCUGUAAUAUUCA
Molecule: messenger RNA, 804 nt
Organism: Ostrea edulis (European flat oyster)
Lineage: Eukaryota; Metazoa; Mollusca; Bivalvia; Ostreida; Ostreidae
Product: LYR motif-containing protein 4-like
Exons: 3
Coding region: 48-317 (89 amino acids)
Biological process (GO): iron-sulfur cluster assembly
Cellular component (GO): L-cysteine desulfurase complex; mitochondrion
Source: RefSeq, a predicted model, not a curated record